Messenger RNA from Chrysoperla carnea, 1535 nucleotides. Its product is annotated as alanine aminotransferase 2-like. The record is from RefSeq and is a predicted model, not a curated record. Gene Ontology annotation, biological process: biosynthetic process. Lineage: Eukaryota; Metazoa; Arthropoda; Insecta; Neuroptera; Chrysopidae. Gene Ontology annotation, molecular function: pyridoxal phosphate binding; L-alanine:2-oxoglutarate transaminase activity. The transcript has 6 exons. Bases 23 to 1477 code for a protein of 484 amino acids.
AUUAGUUACAUAAGUGUUUAAAAUGUCCGAGGAAACAAAUUUUCUUACUUUGGAUAAUAUAAAUCCAUAUAUUAUUGAAUUACAGUAUGCGGUACGUGGGCCGUUAUUUAUUCGGGCCAAUGAGAUUGAAAAGGAAAUGGCAAAGGGUGUUCAGAAACCAUUCAAAACUGUAAUCAAAGCAAACAAUGGCGAUGCACAAGCUAUGGGGCAAAAACCUAUAACAUUUUUUCGACAAGUAUGCGCAUCAAUUGCACAUCCAGAACUGUUGAAUGACCCAACAUUUCCAGCUGAUGUUAAACAUCGUGUAGAAACAAUUUUGAAAGCAUGUAAUGGAUAUUCAAUUGGUUCUUAUUCCGCAGAUUUACAAGGUCUCGAAGUAAUUCGGGAACAUGUUGCACAAUUUAUUACAAAACGUGAUGGUUUUGCAUGUAGCCAAGACGAUAUUAUUCUAUCUAAUGGUAGUUUCGAAUCUAUUAAAAUCGUGCUAGGAUUAUUAAAGUGUACAAUCGAUGGUAAAAAACCAGGAGUAAUGAUUCCAAUUCCACAAUAUCCAUUGUAUUCAGCAAUACUCACUGAAUACAAUAUGCUCAAAAUUGGAUACUUUUUGGAUGAAGCAAACGGGUGGAGUAUCAAUAAUACAGAAUUAGAACGGGCACUAAAUGAAGCUAAAACUAAACAUAAUGCUAAUCCACGUGCUAUUGUUGUAAUUAAUCCAGGAAAUCCAACAGGACAAGUAUUAACAAAAGAGAAUAUCCAGAAUAUUAUUAAAUUUGCUUUUAAUGAGAAAUUAUUAAUUCUGGCUGACGAAGUUUAUCAGUUUAAUAUUUAUGCUAAAGAUUCUGAAUUUCAUCCAUUUAAAAAGGUCAUGAAGGAAAUGGGCGAACCAUAUUCAUCAAUGGAAUUAGUCAGUUUUAUGUCAAUAUCAAAAGGUUAUAUGGCAGAAGGCGGAAUUCGUGGUGGCUAUACAGAAAUCACAAAUUUUCAUCCACAAGUGAGAGCACAAUUAUUAAAAAAUAUCAGUGCCUCUUAUUGUCCAAAUAUUCACGGCCAAACUGUGAUUGAUUGUGUUGUGAAUCCACCCCAAAAAGGUGAUCCAAGCUAUGAUCUUUUUGAGAAAGAAAAGAAUGCUGUUUUAGGUUCAUUAAAGGAUAGAGCCAAAUUGAUUUACGAUACAUUUAACAGUAUUCCUGGAUAUAGUUGUAAUGAAGUUCAAGGUGCUAUGUACGCUUUCCCGCGAGUAGAAAUGCCAGAAAAAGUAAUUGAAAUAGCCAAACAGAAUGGUCAAGAACCUGACGAGUUCUAUGCAUUCCAAUUACUUGAAACAACUGGUAUUUGUGUUAUUCCGGGUUCUGGAUUUGGCCAAAAAGCUGGUACAUAUCACUUCCGUACAACGAUUUUACCACAAACCGAUAAACUAAAAGAAAUGUUAAAUCAUAUUAAAGAAUUCCAUGCGAAAUUCUUAAAAGAAUACUCAUAAUAAUCUUUCUUUUUGUAAAUAACUUAAAUCAACAAUACGAAAUAACUGAAAAAAAAUU